CCUAACAGCAAUUGUGUCGAAACAAGAUAAAACACCACCUGGAUUCGAAGGACAUUUGCAGCUCCUGUGUGAAGUGACACUAGCAUUUCGAUACCGAACUUCUCCGCUUACUCAUAAUAGCAUCGACAUACGCCUACGAGACGAUGCUAGGUCUGCCAGGCUAAUUGCGCUGCUGAAGGGCAGCCAGCCAGACCGCGCAGUGGGUCGCUGCUGCCCGGGCCCCUGCUAUAAUUAGCAUUCCCUAGUUCUUUAUAUCUCAACCGCUGCCAUAAUGCCGAUUUACGACGAGGCGUCCGUGCCCGGCACGGCCGCGGGGCGCAGCACAACCGAUGUGGGUGCCACCGCGGGGGCAAACCCGUUCAACAUCCCAGCGGAUGAAGAAAUCUUCAGGUUUCGGGAGGAGGAGCGGGCCCGGAAGGAGCAGGACAAGCUCAUCGCGCAAACGAUGCGCGUGGCGGACAAGACGACAUUCGCCGCACAGAUGCAGGCAACGGCAACUGCCGAUGCCCGGACACUCCUACGAGAGCUCCGGCCACCAAAGGGGCCCAAGGCAACAACCACUCUUGCAGCCUCUAGUGUAGGCACGCUGGACCGACGGAAAGAGAAGGAGAACAUGGCGGACUUCAUCGCAAAGAAGCGCGAAAUCUUCUUGUUGCAAAUGAGCCUGGACACCAAGCGCGCGGAGAUUAAGAAGCUGGAGGAGCGUGCGCGGCAGCGUGAGGAGGCGCUGAAGAAGUCGGAGCAGAUGCUGGAGGAGGACGCGCUACGGUUCGAUGCGUUCCUGAAGGAGAACGACGAAAAGGUGCAGGAGGCCAUCAAGAAGGCCGAGGCGGAGGCCAAGGCGAAGCAGGACAAGGUGCUGGAGAUCAAGCGGCUAAACACGGCGACGGCGGCGCUGCGCUCCGAGCUGAACAAGUACGAGGAGCAGCUUGAGGACUGCCGGCGCUACAAGGAGUUCCUGGACUCCAUAACGCCGCCCGAAUGGUUCGAGCAGCAGGCGGCUAAGCUGCAGCGGCGGAAGGACGCCCUUGUUGCGGAGUGGCAGUCGCAGUGCGAGGCACUGAAGCAGCGGCGGGAGGCGGCGCUGGCGGCAAAGACGGCGGCGGAGUCGGACUACGCCAACGCGCGGACACAGCAGCAGGCGGAGCGGGCGGAGCGGGCCAUCAAGGAGAGCGUAGCGGCGCUCAAGGAAAUAAUGAAGGAGAAGGAGCCGCAGCCGCCCAACCUGGACUUUGAGAUGGACCCGGAGGACGAGGAGAUGUACUUCCAGGAGCCCGGCCAGCUGCUGGCAGUGUAUAAGCAGCUGGAGGAAUCCAACCUCUUCUACAUACAGAACGCGCAGGAAACCGAGGAGGCGCUUGAGGAGCUGCGGCAGAAGCUGCGGGACACCAAGACGCGCAUGGACGCCGAGGCGCAGGGGCUGCAGGGGCAGGUGUCGACGCUUCAGGCGUCCAUUGUGGCGGCGCGCGAGAAGGCGAAGCGGCUCAAGGACCGCACGCUGGAGAACGAGGGCGCCUUCACGCUCAGCAUGGGAAGCAGCAACGCGCCCACGAGCAGCGUGACCGGCAGCAGCGGCCCUGGCGGGCCCGUGAACCUGAAGGAGCUCGGAGACAAGGUUCGCGAGGUGUAUGUGCGCUGCGGCUUCGACGCGGACGCGUCCAUUAGCACGUUACAGAUGCUGACCAACAUUGAGAUGAAGCUGGAGGAGUAUCUGAACCUGGCGGAGGGCAUGACGCCCGACUAUGUGGACGGGGCGGAGAAGGCGCGCGAGAAGGACCGCCGCAAGGUCGCACGUGAUGAGAAGCUGUCGACGCAGCAUCGCGAGCACGAGGCGCGCAUGGCCCGCGCGCUGGAGCGCGCGGCGGCGCCCGUGUUCAAGAAGACGGGCAAGCCGCUCAUGUUCCGGUCCGCGCCGCCACAGCGCAAAAAGGUGGUGCAGGCGGACGACCGCAACGACGAGGAGGCGGAGCUGGAGGCGUAUCUGGCGCAGGACAUGAUUUAAACUUUGAAGCAUGGCGUCACGGCACUCCUUGAUGCUGACAGGGGUGCAUGUGGUGUAUGGGUGGGGGCCCGCGGCCGGCAGAGUGGGUGAGAGGGGCCUGGGGUCGCCGCAGCAUUCGCAACAGGCGCAAGAGUGCGCAGGGUGGUGUAUGUGGUUAACGUUGAACCAAUCCCGGGUGGUGUAUGUGGUGUGUUGACCAGCGCAGAUCGGCAGGUGGUCCUUUAUAUGUUGCUUGCGUGGUAAUGGAGACUAUUGCAGACGCAUGACUGCUGACCAAGGUUGUGGAAUAAUGAUCGUGUGGGCGGAACGCCCGCCAAGAUGAGACACGAUGAGAGGCACGGCCGAUGGCGCCGAGUUAAGCCAUCACCACGCCCAGUGUUCCGGCCAGUUGUAAUAGAUCUACUGUUACGAUCCCUGUUCGAGACAGGGCUGGGCCCUAACUUAUGCCUCUUACGAGUCUUCUAGUGAAUACGCGGUCACCCAAGUCUCAUCCGUUGGACAUCUCCAACCCCUUGCCAGUCUCCACAGUGAGUUAUGUUCGGGGUGGGCUAGGUACUGCUACACGCCGGCACCGUAUGAGGGGUGCUCGGGAGGAUGACUCAUGGCACCGCCACACGCCAAAAUCAUUGGCCCUACGAAACACAAUUAGCAGUCCGUGUUGAUUCUGCGCUGCACCGCACCUCUCUCCUUUAGAUGCCCACAACUCUUGUCAAGGUUUGUCAUGGACCGCAGGGGUACUAGGCACGGGUACCUGGGGUAAUCUUUUACUCCCGUACGGUACAUCACGCCACACGCGCCCCGCAUGCAUGCCCUAAGAACUGAUGAGUGCACGGCCAGGGCUCCGCUGCAACUCAGUUGGGCCCCUGCCUACCCAAA
This is a messenger RNA of Chlamydomonas reinhardtii, 2878 nucleotides long. RefSeq lists its product as uncharacterized. The record is from RefSeq and is a predicted model, not a curated record. The transcript is spliced from 12 exons. Lineage: Eukaryota; Viridiplantae; Chlorophyta; Chlorophyceae; Chlamydomonadales; Chlamydomonadaceae. The coding region runs from base 272 to 2002 and encodes 576 amino acids.